This is a messenger RNA of Triticum aestivum (bread wheat), 1549 nucleotides long. RefSeq lists its product as uncharacterized. Gene Ontology annotation, cellular component: box C/D methylation guide snoRNP complex; small-subunit processome. The transcript has 8 exons. Gene Ontology annotation, molecular function: snoRNA binding. Lineage: Eukaryota; Viridiplantae; Streptophyta; Magnoliopsida; Poales; Poaceae. The coding region runs from base 56 to 1231 and encodes 391 amino acids. The record is from RefSeq and is a predicted model, not a curated record.
CCGCGGCACAGUUCGUUCUGCCUGAUUCUCGCGACUCGCGAGAGCCACGACCACGAUGGCUUCUCGUCCUUGUCCUCGCGCGUUCGCCAUCUGCCCGAAAAAUGAAAAGAUGACUCCUGGCAUAUGCAAGCUGCUAUUCGAGACGCCAUCCGGCUUCGCCAUUUUCUCUUUUGAUAUGCAAUACCUCCACAAAGAUAUUGAGGACACCUGGCACUACUUCGUGGGCGACUACUGGCACUACUGUAUCCUCACGCUGCAUGCUUUCCGAAAGUUCGAGGAUAAGUCCAGUGCCAUCAACAUCACCACCGGGGAAUUAGGCGGCCCACUGGCCAACCUGCUCUUUGAAUACUGCCUCACUGAUGAACUAAUCCUUGUUGGAAAGCCUGAAUACAAAUCAAUAAUCGAAGAGAAGCUGAGGCUGCCCUGCCGGUGCGAUGAGAUGGUCAUGGAGGUUAUGUGGGGUCUGCAGAAUCUCAUGCCUCUUUUAAUCCCUCAAGAACAAUCUGAGUUCACAAAGGCAGACCGGCUCCCCAUAUGCAAAGGAUUGGAUAUGCUCUUGUCUCGGCACGGCAUUAAUAAUGUCAAGCAAGAGCUGAUUAAUGAACAUAUUCUUCGGAUGGCUCUCAAGGUGUAUCAUGCUGAUGUACGUGAAAACGAGCAUUCAAUGUUCUUGCGCAGACGUCUUUACAAGGAUCUGAAGGCCUCUGGAUUUGAUGUCAAGAAUUGGGAUUUACUCAAACUUGUAACAGCGUUGAAGUCGAUGGUCGAUCCUGAUGGAACACGUCUUACAAGACGUGCCGAGUAUAAUGUAUUCUCGCCCGAGGAGCUUGCGCUGAUGGAUUCUGAAGCACCUAAAUAUGAAGAUCUGAUAGAGAGGGCCACAAUCUCGAAAAUCUACAAUGACAUUGUCGCUGUCCGUGCCUACGUGGUGAAAGUCCUCUUGAAACUGCGCCACUUGGUUAAGAAGGCUGAAGCGGCACUGAAAACUGAAGAUGUGCUGGAGAAGGCUGCAACAAAUGGUGUCAACUCCAUGCAUCAAGUUGACAAUACAUGUUUAGCACUGGAUCUGGUGGAAGUACCCAACCUAAGUAGCAUUGAUGAGGAGCAACAAUGUCAUAUCACAGAUGCAGAUGCAGAUGGUCUAGAAAUCUUGCCACCGAGUAAUAGUGCCGAUGCAGAUGGUGUAGAAAUCUUGCCACCCAGUAAAAAGUGUAGAAGGAAAGAUGCAUGAAAAUGAAGCUGAGAAUGCUAGUUUGGAGGAGCAUAGGAAUGCUAAUUUGGAUGGAGUCGGGAAUGACGUGACUGCGCAAGCUAAGAACAUUAGUGUGGAGAACAUUUCUUUGCUUGAAGAUAAAGUUGAAGAAGGGAAGUGAAUUGUAGGCAAUAGUACACAGGAUGCAGAUGAUGGUGAAGAACAGAGGCAUACACACAAUGUUGUUGCAACUUUUGGUGUUCUAAAAGCUCGCUUUGCAAUUUUAAGUAUGAAAGGAGUUCCAUGUCCAUAUAAACAUCAAGUCAAAAUUGCUAUGCUUGUUACAUUACUUGUAAC